AGAACAGAAACUGAAGCCGGGAGAGAAACACUGAGAACAUUCAGGAACACACACACAUAGACGGACACACUCCGGUAAGAACAUAAAUCAGUUUAUUUCUCUAAAAUGUUUUUAAAGUUUUUAGUUUUUAUUUUCUUCUCUGACUUUAAAGAUGUUAAAGAUUUUCUGUCUCCUCUUUGUGUUGAUGUUUUCUUAGUACAGACGUUGUGUAAUAUUUAGUGUAUGUCUUCCCGGACAUAAUAGUGUAUCAGAUGUAGUUCAGUGUGUGCUGCUGAGGAUGAAAACAUUGUGUAACCUGUUGCUCCGGAUCAUCUGCACACGGAUUCAGCUUCAUGUCCACGCAAACAGGCGGAAAAACAAACACUUCCACUCAAAACACCGGACACACACCACCUUAACCUCAGCCUUUAUCAAUAUACUUCAGAUUAAAACUCAUAUUUCUGUCUAACUUUGGGUUUUCUUUUGUUCUGAGACGCUAAAACUCAAAUGGACAUGUUGUUCUUGAUCUUAAUUUGGAUUAUCUAACAUCUGCAGUGACAGGAGAGUUUGGGUUUCUCAUGAAACUGAUAAAGUGAGUGAAAUAUGAGACACAGGGAAGUAUUUAAAUUCUCUUUAUUAUGCAGUCAUGCUCAGAAGGUUGGCCCAGAUACAGACCAGGUUCUGAAAAUGAAAGUAUUGACACAAAGAGCUGUGAUAUCUUUAAAAAUACGAGUAAACAACAUAUAACUGAACAACACACAGAUGUAAUAACUUUAGUGCACAGGUGUUUUCACUUUGAGGCACAUUUAGCUCACAUCCCUCUUUAAUUUGCAUAAUUUGACUGUAAGUUUGGUACUUUCACAUGAUGCAAUAGUGAAGUGCGAACUUCCUGUCAGACCAGAGAGGAAAUAAAAGUUUCUCAAAGUUCAGAUUUAAAAGUUUCUCCUUAUAUCUGACGCUUCAUUUUGAUUUUAGUGCACAAAACAGACGCUGUGAAGCACAAUGAGUUCUUCCUACAGAGUCCUUUUGUUGCACUAGACUGUAAACAUGAUGCAAUACUGAGACCCUGAUUUACCCCAGACCACACACACACACACACACACACAGACACACACACAGCAGGAUUACACUUAAAGUCCCUGUAUUAGCCUGUAGCACAGUGCACUGAGUUCAUCAGCCUUCACUCCGGUGUCUUUUAAGGUGGUAUUGAAGAGUUCUGGAUUCCUGUACACUCAGCUGUUCCACUGCAGCUCCUGUAAACAGGUUACCAUAGCAUGAGAGUGAACCCGGGGAGGAGGAGGAGGAGGAGGAGGCAGGAGGGUUUUUCCAGGCGAACUCUGUCAUUACAUCAUACAGUGGCGGCGGCGGCUGCUGCAGGGAGGCAGGUGGUUACCAAGCCCUGUGGAGACUGUUCCAGAAGUAGGUCGGCGGUGUUGAAAGUGGUUGAACAGGCUGACUCUGUUUCUGUUUCUUAUCGGCUCACACUAACUGUCAGAGCUCUCAACCGCCUCCUCUGAGCAGGUCAGCCCGCUCUGACAAAAGGAGAUAUGUGGUGAUAAAGGUGGAGCCGUUAUUGUUAUCGAGGUGUUUCCAACCAGAGCUCCAAAGAAGAACUCCUGUUAGUGAAAACUCUGGACGGUUCUGGUGUUUGUGGUUCUAUCAGGAGUUUUGGGUCCAGAUGGAAGCGUUCAGAUUAUAACUGAAGUUAAAGAACCCGUUUAACUCUGCUCUGAACCCGCUCCAGGUCCUCAGACGAACCAAAGACCAUGCUGUACCUGAAGAAGUACUUCACCGAGGGCCUGAUCCAGAUGGCCAUCCUGCUCAGCCUGUGUGGGGUGAGGGUGGAUGUGGGGCUGGAGACCUACCUCCCGCCCUCCUUACACGAGAUGAUCCUGGGUCCGACAUCGGCGCUGACGCAGACGCAGUUCCACAACUUGAGGAACCGCCUCGAAGACGGCCAGGACCUCCACCCGAAGAGUGUGGACCUGGACGAGUUCUUCACGUCGCGGAGGCUGCUGGGUUUUGUCCGCUCUCUGGACAGACUGCAGGUUAGAAAACAAGUCCGACCUCACCGGAUCAGAACAAACAUGAAGAAACGGGUCGGUUAGAGUCAUGAAAGGUCACUUUGUCCUACGUCUGUCUCCACAGGUUCCAACCACUGAGCUGGAGACAUGGCUGGUCCAACGAGAGCCGGAUCCACUACCUGCUCCACCUGUGGAACCAAGACCGGGGAUCAUUUCCCUGCAGGAUGAAGACGAGGAAGAGGUACGACUCUUUCUUUCUCGACCUGAUUUAUUCCCGUUUAACCUAAAGUAAACUUAAAAAGGAAACAGAGAAGUUCCAGAGUCGGGAUUUCCUCAUUGGUUCUGGUAAAAGGAGAAGUCAUGAUCAGAGUUACCUGCUGACCUUUGUCCGAGUCAUAAUCCUGAGCGGUUCUUGUCUCUGAGCUCGUAAAACGACCACAAAACCAACGAGUUAGUGACGACUUUCACCUCCAAACACACUCGGAAGUUUGUUGGAAUUACGUUUCAGGGUCAUAAACAUGAGUCGGUGAAUUUCAUUUUCUCAGCAGGAACUUUCACCUCAGUGGGAGGAGCUUUAGGAGGUACUUUUACAGCCAGUAUGUGUGAAAGUUCAUUAAAUCGAUUUACCGCCUUAGACAGACUGAAACCGGACUUUUAAAAGUCUGUGUGAACCUGUUAGUGAGACUGAAAGUGAAUUUCUGAACAAAUCUACAUAAUCCAGUUAAUUCGCCUCUUAAACGUCCUGCACAUGCUUCACAGUUUGGGCUUUGACCUGAACGUUAAAGUAUAAACGUGUCGGAGGAAGUAAAGAGUGAAAUCACCUUAUCCAGCUGUAAUCGUAGUUCAAACUAACUCUGAAAAAGUUCCAGGAACCUUUUAAACCCCUCUAAAGUUCCCUCUGUGUCCACACGUUUUGGGUACUUUUGGUGAAACUGCAGCUUAAAUGACGUUUUUAGUCUUUUGUAGAUGAUCCACAUUUUUAAAAAAAGUCAUCCAGAUUAUUCAGAGAGUUUAAAAACGGUCUAUUUUAAACCCAGGACUGAUAAUAAAUCAUAAAAAGUCACUUGUAGACUUUUAAUACCUGAAAACACAAAUUAUGGCCAGAAAACUUUUUGGAGCUGAAAUGUUUAUUUCACUUAAAACUGAAAACCAAAAUAAAUCAAAAUGUCCUUAAAAUUUAACAAAUAUAUUUAUUUAUCUCGUUUGAUACAUUAAUAAUAAUAAUAAUGAUAAUUAUAAUAAUUGUUAUUAUAAUGAUAAUAAAAUUAAUAAUAAUAAAAAACAAUAAUAAAUUUUAUUUAAAACAUGCUUUUACAGGUGCUCAAAGACGCCUUACAAGAAAAAGAAGAAAAUGAAAUGAAAAAAAAUUAAAAAUACAGAAAAUUAUGAAAAAUAAAGUCAAAGAUGUAAAAGGUUAAAAGCCAAUUUAAAAAAGUGUGUUUUUAAGAGUCAUUUAAAAAUGAGGGGGUCAGUACAGUCUCCGGUGGGUUUGAGGUGAACGCCAAACCCAUCGGAGACUGGGGGUGUAAAAGGAGACGGUUCUGUCUCCCCGAGUUUGGUGCAUUAGAUGUUUUUGGAAACUGAAACUACAAGAAGACAUUUUUAUCAUUUAUCAGACUGUAUUCAGGUGUUUUUUAGUCAUUUGUAGAUCAUAUUGAUUAGAUAAAAGUAUGAAUCAAAUAUGAUACAAAAGGCAAAUAUACAAAGUUAGUUUCUACAGCAACAGCAGCAGCCUGUCAGUCAUUAACUCCCCAGAUCUGUUCGAGCUUUAAAAGUGACACACCAGAGCGGAUUAUAAGAGAACAACAGAUCCAGCUUCUAUUUGUAGAUCUAUUGUGUGAGGUGGUGAUGUGGAGAAGUUUGCAGCUCUUGUUUUGACUGUUACCAAAACUGUGUCUUUAUGUCAUGUGAUAUAAUGAGUCAGAGUUCGAUGAGUCAUGAGGAAACCUCACCUCACCGCAUGAAAAUCACCCCGCCCAGAAAGUGAAGCAACAGGAGCAGAAAAACUGAAAUACACCGAGACAGAACAGAGUAGGAACACCUCUGAGGGGGGAUUGUUUUUUUAAAGUUCCUGUUUUUGUCAGGAGUUCCCCUGAUCCUCAUAACACCUCCCUGACAGUCUGAUUUAUUUAUAGUCCCCCUCAGACAGGCCCGGUCAAGCUCCGGUCCUGAGCCCAGACUGAAGCUUCACAUGACCUGGAUCUGUGUCAGACUGAGAGACUGUCAGGUCCUUCACUGCAGAUACAGACACGUUCAGAACCAUCUGAGGAGAACAUCAUGUUCACAGGAACAUCUAAAAGAGUUGUUAGCCCCGAGGCUCCGGGUUCAGUCUGUCAGGAAUCAUUUAAUCAGACUGAAGUAGUUCAGCAGGAUUUAUGACGAGAACUUUUAUUAAGGUGUGUUCGUGAAAACUUAGAGCCGUUUUCAGGGUGGGCUGCAAACGACUCUGAGACUUUUAUUGAGGCUUUUCCUCUGCAGGGGGAAAUCUCCGACCCCCUGAGAGGAUCCCGGGUUGAGGUUAGGACAGGUGUUUUAUUGUGACAGAGGCGUAAAUCAGCAGCUCUCGGAGUCUCUGAGGUUUUUGUUUUCAGGGAGAUAAUUCAGAGAAAUCAAACGGACUGUUGAGAAGUGGUGACAGGAAAAAUUUUGGAUGGGAUGAUCUGGAUAUUAAGCAACAUCUUCAACAACAAGCUUGGUGUCACACACACACACACACACACACACUCUCUCUCAUGCACACACACACACUCUCUCUCUCUCUCUCUCUCUCUCUCUCUCUCUCUCUCUCUCUCUCUCUCUCUCUCUCUCUCUCUCUCUCUCUCUCUCUCUCUCUCUCUCUCACACACACACACACACUCAGAGGACAGUAAAAAUCUGAUCCAGCGCUCAGAAAACACGUGUCUUCUCUUCUAAACUGGAAAUCAACAUGACAGUGUUUUUGAAUCGUCUCCGUGUUUCUGCUGGCAAACACACACACACACACACACACACACAUAAAGUCACACUCAGACCCUACACACACACACACACACACGCCAAACUCUCUCUUAGCCUCCUGGCCUUGUGACUGACCGGCUUGUUUUGAAACCUGAUCGCUGGCAUGUUUCGUUCUGACACGCAUCUAAGGCUUCGUUUUGCAAUACCCCCUGUUUACUGCGUACACACACACACACACACACAUACACACAAAGAACUAGAGGCAUCCAAGUAAACAAAUGCGCUGGAGCAGAGAUGCUUCGUUCACUUUUAUUUUGUCAUCAGGUUGUAGCUCCUCUCUCUAUAAGCGAUCAGUUUGGUCUUUUUGCGCCUUUAUUUUGAAAGGACAGGACAGGACGUCCCAUCAGUCCACCUGUUUUAAUAAACAUCAUGAGGUUGUAUUUUCGUUAAAUUUGAAGGUAAAAACAUUAGAAACGAGCAGCAACCCAAAAAGACAAGGUUUAAAAAGAAUCCCAAAACUGCAGUUCCUCUGAUGUCCACUAGAGGCUUUCUCCUAAAGUGAGUCAAUCCCCAUAGAGUCCAAUGUUAAAACGUCCAGUCUGAGUUUUGUCUGACCUGGACUCCUCCCUUCCUGUCUCAGGUCUUUUGUAACUGAUAUGAUGGUUUUCGUUCAGAGGGACAACAUGAAUCAAACUCGUGUUUUUAUCGGUACUAAAACUCUAAAGUGAGGACUGUGUGUGUUCAGGCUGUUAAAACUCACAUACGUGUCCUCGCUCCCCAGCUGCCAAGGGUCUCUGGGUUCGUCUGUAAGCCCCCCAGCCUGGUCAGGAGAAGGUUAAAGUUAUUCUGAGCCCUGCUGUCUGUCUCUGGGUGAAACAGGCGCCUUUAUGCUCUAUACAUAACCGCUAACAGAAGAGCUCUGUACAGUACUGAGGCAUUAUCAUAAUACUUGACCUCUUUACAGUCUCCAGACCUCUGCGUCUGUUCUUAUCUGAAGGUUCAACCAAAACUCCUAAAUGAGCCUUUCCACUCUAAAAAACUUCUUGAAGUCGGUCUAAUAGCGACUCAAAAUCCCUUUUUUUAAUGUUACACAGACGUAAACACAAAUCACUAACUUUAGCAGCUGUAUGAAACGCUUCUCUUCGGCUGUUUUUCCUCUGAUAUAACAAAGAAAACUGUGUUGGUGUUACUUUUUACACAGCGAUGUAGUCAUGUGACGACUCCACAGUUUCGUCCGUAAACAUCCUUGUUAGCUUCUCUUUUUAGCUCGUCGUUAGCUUUUUUAAUGGUGAUACUGAACCUCAAUAAAGUCCUCCAGGUUUCAGUCGGGACUCAAAUCCAGAUGAAACUCGUUGACUCAGCAGUGUAAAAGCCGCUCUGACAGGAUCUGUCAUUAUUUUUAUCUCCAGGAUGAAACUCAUCAUGUCCUCUAUCACGGAGGAGAGGAAGAGGAGGAAGAGGACGACAUGGCGGGGCUCUACAGGAGGACAGACGAAGGAGGGAGACCAGAAGGGUCUCACAGAGAGCUGACCCAGAAUGAAGUAGACCAGGUGAGACUCAGAAACACUAAAGACCAGGAUUCAUUAAUGCUUAAAUAAAACUAAAAAGACACAAUCCUGCAUGUGCAUGUUCAGCGCCGGCUUGGCGUGCAGCCUGCGUGUAAACGUAAGCUAGUGUGAGGUGAUCGAAGCCGCCGUCAUGCUUGGAAUCAGAUCUGGAUGCUUCAUCUCUACACGCCGAACAGCUGCCAGCUCAGCCGAACAGAAAGUGUGUGUGACACUCUGAAACAGCUGAACUCUGGAGCGCAUGUUACACCCACAGAGAGUUUCUAACAUGUAACACUCUCAGGGUCAUGUGUGUCAGCGAGGAGAGAUAAAACACGGCUGAAAGUCCAGAGUUUGAUUUUUAGAGGGUUUUUAAAGAGUUUUAAAGCCCUAAAAUCUGAGCAACAAAUAAAAACUCACAGAGAGCUUUAAAAAAUGAGGUUUAAAAUAACUUUCAUUUCUUUUAAUGAGGUCAACAGCUGCUUUAACAAGAAUCCGUUACCCAGAAUCCACCAUUUCCACAGAGAGAAAGCAUUAGACCGAGGUCAGAGGUCAGGGGUCAGAGCGGUCUGAUUUAUGACAGUGAAGAUGGAGGGACUAAACGGAGGUGUGUUUUCUCAGAAGUCAUGUGGGUCAAACUGGAACCACUUCUUAGAAAAAGUUCUUCAUGGAUGGAGACGUGACCCACAUACGCGUAAAAGACCUCAAAACUAACUUAAGUCUGUUUUUAAAACACUUAGAAACAUACAUUGAACUCAGGACACAUUACCGUACAUUAACAUAUAUAAAAUAUAACAAAUACAGACAUCUUACUCCCACACACAACCCCAACCAACAUACGCCUGACAUACAAAAUAGACAAAACUUAUUAACAAGGAGAAAAAAUGUGAACAUAAAAAAUCUGAAACAUGAGCAGUUUGUUUUGAGAUGAGAUUAUAGAGCCGUUCUGAAGUGAUAAAAAGAAGUAAUAGAACAUAAAUAAAGAGGUUAUUCCGAUCUGACGGGGCUUUAUACUGGAACGAUCUUUUGCCGACUUCUUGUGGUUCAUAUGUCUAAGAGAGUAUGGGGGUUAUAUGGGGUCAAGAGUUCUUUUAAAUAUGAAGGUAGAUGGAGAUAAACACGUUUAAAAGGAAAUGAAGCCGGUGAAAUUGCCGUCUUGAUUUGGGUUGUAACCAGUUCAGUGACUUUAGGCCGACAGAUUUAUAAAAGGUUCUUAAAUAAAAGUUUUUAGAUCACUCCUCACACUUCUUCCCCUUCCUCUGUUUUCCCCCAAUCAGACUUCAGUCUCCCUCCAGGAGUGUCUGCGGCUCCUCCAGGAGACCUUCCCCUUCACUGAAGAACAGGUAGGUCCUCGACUUCCUGUCUGUCCCUCUCUGCUGUUUUGACUCUGAACUGGACUUCAUCAUUUUCUUGUUUUCCUCUCAGUUUGUUGAUUCUGGCAGCAGACGGAGAGGCCGGGAUAACCGUGCUCCCCUGUGCCCCCCCAUCAUCCCCACAGGAAACCCCCCAGUGGACCUGGAGCAGCACUGGCAGGACCUGCUGGCCAUCAUGGAGCCUGAGGUGAGUGAGGGGGUGGAGAUAAGCAGACACCUGGCAGGUGAACUUGGUUUGCGUUAACUCCAUCAUCCUCUCCCUGCAGACCACCACAGAUGUUCACAUGACCUCGUUUGAUCACAACGGGAACCAAAGACCGGCCGGGGGCCUUCAGGAUGUCGGGGCUGGAGCUCCUCAGAUGAACGGUAAUAACAGUCAGAGGAUUGUGGGAUUUCCUGUCUGUGCAGUCAGAGAACUGGGGUCCUUGUUGGACUGGACUGAAUGAUUCUUAUGGGGCGCUCACACCAAGCGCGGGUAAAAUCAUCUACGCGUGAAUGAUUAGUAUUUACUCGCUUCAUUCGCGCGUCAACGGUAAUCCCUGCCAAUUCAACCGGCGGGAUCAAGUGAUGGACAAAGGUUUUUUUUUUUACAAUCUACCAGGUCAUCUGAUCUCCUCACUCAUUCGCCUCCAUGCGAGCUCCUCUUUAUUUUAAAUACCAGUGAACAUCCGUCCGUUUUCAUACGUCACCUGGCAACCUUCGUUCUGAUUGGUUAUCGCGAAUAUCCGCUCAAGUUGAGACAUUUUCAGCCCAAUUUGCCUCAUUUGCGCCGCCAGAGUAGUAGGAGCGUCUACUCGCGUCUUUACAUUGACUUAACAUGUAAUUCAUUCGCGCGAAUGAUUUAACUCGCGCUUGGUGUGUGGAGACAGUUAGAGCCCAGCUGGUUCUGAAGGGUUGGACCCUGUUUGGUUCUCCUUCUCUGCAGAUUGUCGGUAGUGUGUAAUGACGAUGGUUGGAAAUCCGGUUUGGGUCAUUGAAUAAGAACAGAACCACGUUAGUCUCAGGACUGAUCUGUUAUUGGACGACAGUGAAGUCUCGUGAGUGUCCACGGAUUGACGGUCCUGUCGAUGUUUCUCUUCUUCUUCAGGUUAUUUGAGGUCGCCUCAGCUGGAGUCGCUCACCCCCAGUGCACAGCUGGAUGAUCACGGUCCGAGGAGAACUUGGGAGAACUCUGAUGUGAAUCCGUUGCACAGUCCUCCACCUCACCGUGACCUGCAGACCGAGUACCCUUCAGAGGACUUCAGACUGGGACUGGACUUCCCACUUUCCAGCUCAGAACAUGAGGAGAACAGUAUGACCCAGAACCCCAGGUCAUCUGCGACAGACUUCCUGUUUGAUGAAGAUGAAAAUGUCGAGGAUGAAGAUGGUCUUCUCGGUCCACUUGAUGACCUCUUGGAGGACACGUCAAUGUUAGAGGAGAUCAGACUGUUGGACCUGGUGCUGGGAGAAGGGUUCAGUCCUGAGAUGGCAGCGAGGCUGGAAGAGGAGGGCUACCUCAGCAGUGAACCGGCCAAGCAAGAAACAAGCGGAGAUGAAGACCACUCAAGCUCCAGCAUGGAGGCCACAGGAGAUCUGGAUCAACCAAGACCAGAUCAGCAAGGUAACCAGUCCAUCCUCUCGUACCUUAGCGAGGCUCGAGGUGGUUACCAAACGACUGAAUGUCCUUACCUUGUCUUCUUCUCUUUUCCUAGACGACCUGGAUGAAGCCGACUCAGACUCUGGUCUUUCUCUGGACUUCAGCCACAGCCCUGCUUCUCCUAGUGCUUCUGAGGCCUCGUCUUAUUCCUCCUCCUCUUCCUCUUCCUCCUCCUCCUCUUCCUCUUGUGGUUCGGCUGUGAGAAGUCCUCUCUCUGAGGUCGAGGACAGAGAAGCUGAAGACGGGUUGGUCGGUUCAGAGAUGGAUAUCGUCAUAAAGCAGGAGGAGCUGGACGAGGAGGAGAUGGGUGCAGUUGGAGGAAGUUGUCUGGCGGAUGUGAAACCUUUCUCUCUUGACUACGAGGAUCAGAAGAUGUUCAGCGGGUUUCCAUGGAUGGAGCACAUCGGUCAUGAUCACACCUACAACCAGCCCUGGUCCUCGCCCUCCACUCCAUCUUUGGGGAAGAUGUCCACCAAGCACCCCAAGUCUUUCCCCCGUCACAACAACGCCAAGCCGUACAGGUCCUCUUCCAAACACGCCUCAGACUCCAAAAUGUGGAGCCGGGAUGAUCGGCGAGCUCGAGCCCUGAAGGUCCCUUUCUCUAAUGAACUGAUCAUCAAUCUGCCGGUGGAGGAGUUCAACGACCUGCUGGCAAAAUACAGACUCACCGAGGAGCAGCUCGUCCUCAUCAGAGACAUUCGACGCCGCGGUAAGAACAAGAUCGCCGCCCAGAACUGCAGGAAGAGAAAAAUGGACUGUCUGCUGGGACUGAAGGACGACGUCUCGGGUUUGAGGCGCUAUCGUUCACGGCUGCUCCGGGAGAAACAAGAAGCCCUGAAACAUCUGCAGGAGAUGAAGCGCCAGCUGGGGGUUUUGUACCAGGAGGUCUUUUCCAGGCUGAGGGACGAGGAGGGGAGGCCGCUGGACGCCAUGGAGUAUCUGCUCGAGUUUGAGCCUGACGGCGGCGUCACAGUGGCUUCACGCCAACAGAGGGCGGUGCAUCCUCUGACAAAAACAAGCAAGAAACAACGGGACAAGAAGAAGUGAAGAUACGUCAAAGACAUUUAGAAACGAAGGAAAUUUGAGGGGAUUCCUGAACUGGACUGGGAUCAAAAUUACGCUAAAGAAACCCGUUUCUCAGGACCUCCGAGGAUGGUGCUCACGGUCUCUUUACACAUCUUAACAGAUCGCCUUAUCCCGAGAAACGCUGUGUGGCUCGGAUGACAGAGAAAAUCUGCACAGAUUGAAAACAGCUCCCCAAAAAAGGGAAGAAGGGAUUACUUCGGAGAGCUUGAUUCAACUUUAGGACGGGGUUAAGUUUUUCAGUCUAAAGGUUUGGACACUGGAGCUCAGGAUGAGAAACGAGCAGGGACCAGUGUUUUAAAGUUCUAGUUCAGGACUUCUUCAGGUAUCGGGCUGGACGGGUUAACAGACUGACAGCGGGCUGGAUCCUGGCUGAUGAAGACAAUCACAGACUUUACAGAUAACCACUCCUAACUACCAGAGAAGAAGGGUAGCUGUCCAACAAGAAGGGAAACCUGGAUCUGAAGUUCUUGAGCUGGUUGUGGUUAUCCUAUCUCACCCAAAUUCACUUGAGCAGGCUCAAGACUUUGGGUCAAAGAUCUCAAACCUGAGUGUUUUCAUCCCCCACAUGAUGGAGAAACCACAGGCGACCAAGAUGGAUCAAGCUUUCGCCAAAACUACCAACAAAUCUGGACCCACGUGAAGCAAGAAAAUCCAAACUGGAGAAGAUCCGCUACUGUAGACUUUUCUUGAAAACAUCCCCCUCAUGCCGUUCGACAGACUUCAAGUUUUAGUUGAUAUAAGCUGUUAACAAAUGGUAGCAACCCUUUUUACUGGUGUUCAUGUAUCUAUCGUUGCUUGGUUCUCAGAGGGUCUGUUUGUAGGUUUAAGUACACGGGUUUAAAAUACUGCAGAAUCUGGUGGAUGAGGUUCAUGUUGAGAGAUCACCAUCUGAGUGUGAGAGAAGUGGGCAGUUCUUUGUGUACAAUGUGGGUGUAACAGAGGAGUGACUCUGUCUCAUCGUAAACAUUACCUUUUUUACUGUUUUGCAUGACAGCAGUGGGUGUUACCUGUGCCUUAAAUUUACCUUUGAGUGUUUUCAUGUGUUUUUUUUACUGAUUUGUGGGUCUGUGAAGCUGUAAAGGUGUGAAUUUGUGUUAAAAUCUUGUCCAAAGCCCCACACAUGACCUUAAUGCCACGCACAGACUUGAACCUGCCGUCACUGUGUGCAGAGUUUAGGGAAAACCACAGACUGAGUUUGACAAAGCCAGACUUUGUUUGAGUAAGCUGGAUGACUAAACUGUAAAGUCCUGAUAGAGAGAAAACAAGAAACUGGUUAUAAGAUUUAGGUUUGAUAUUGGGAAAAUAAGUGUGUCCAAGCUGUGGGUAAAGUGCACACUUUCAGGCAGCUGCAGCAUAGAUUUAAUUUUGAAUGCAAAGUAUUAAAUUUGGAAGAAUUUUAAACUUAUAAGACUCAGGACGCUGUAUUUACUUAUUAUUUCAAAAGGAAGAGUUUUUUUUUUGGAAGAUACUCAGGAAUAAACACAGCCAGAGGAAACUACAUCAGAGAUUUUAAAGUUGUUUUUUAUUUUAUAAGGGAUGGAGUUAAUGAGUUUUAGUAUCAAACUACUGUAUCUGCAUCACCCUCAGGUGACAAUAUGACAGGACUGUCUCCUUCCAAAAUCUGCCUCUGUAACAAACAUGGAGACAAAGUCUGAGUGUGUUAAAAUCUGCAUGUCUAUCACUUCCACUGAGGGAAAUGUUUGUUUGGUUGUUUUUCAUCGUUCAUACUUUUGUUAAUGCCCACUGUGCUUGCUGGUUUUCAAGAACUUGGGUCUUUUCUGUAAGACUAAAAAUAAAAACUAAAUAAAAAUCAAAAUAAAUUAAAA
Molecule: messenger RNA, 12405 nt
Organism: Xyrichtys novacula (pearly razorfish)
Lineage: Eukaryota; Metazoa; Chordata; Actinopteri; Labriformes; Labridae
Source: the annotation of a GenBank genome assembly